Thlaspi arvense is the source of this 1095-nucleotide messenger RNA. The record is from the annotation of a GenBank genome assembly. NCBI's taxonomy places the organism in Eukaryota, Viridiplantae, Streptophyta, Magnoliopsida, Brassicales, Brassicaceae.
AUGGACGAUCAUGUGGAGGAGAUUUGGAAGUCAUCGGAUCUCGGUGAUGGUGGCGAGGAUCUGAUUGCUAGGAUCACGAGUGAUUUCAUGGAGAUUGGAGGUAGAAGCUCUCCGGCUGUAUCAGAGUUUACAAAAUUGGCUUCGAAUUUCUUGCAAUUGGGUGCGAAUUCGAAUUUCCCUUUCACUGACGAGGACAAAAACUUUGAUGAUACGUUUUCGAGCGAGAACAAUGAGUCUAGAUGCUACAAUUGUGGGCCAAAAACAGAGUUUCAUGUGAUCGUGAGGUACUCCCACACAAUAGGAGAUCCACAAGAUGUAAAAGGUAAAGGUCAAUAUCAUCAUUGGUCUGAACCUCAACAUAAAUUGUUAUUACGGCUACUAGUGGAUGCAAUCAAUCAAGGUUUUUGCCAAUCUGAUGGUAAAUUCAACAAACUCACGAUAGAGACAAGAAUACUAUCAACUCUAAACCAAGAGCUUGGAACUUCCAUAACCUAUAACCAGUAUAGAAAUAGGACAAAGAUAUUGAAGGCUAGGUACCAAAGUUUUGCAGAAUUUAUUCGCUGUAGUUCUGGUUUUGGGUGGGAUCCUGAAACGAAAAAAUUCACAGCAGAUGAUGAACUUUAUGAAUAUGCUCAUCCAGAUAAGAAACAUCUGCGUGAUGAUUCAUUCGAAGAUUAUGAGGAGUUAAAAGCGAUAUAUGGUCAAAAUAUUGCAAGUGGACAAAAUGCUGUGGGAUUAGGAGAUACCGCUCAUGCAGAUACCUACCAAGUUGAAGCCAUCGAGAGGACAAGUGAUAUAGAUUUUGCUGAAGGGAUAAUACAGCAGCAAACAUCUGAGCACAAAGUGUUUUCUUCGUCAUCAGGAAAAAGGAAGAGAGAAAAGCUUCCCCAAAGAAAGAAAGCUAAAACUGAUUCAUAUAAUAGGAACAUGGUUGAUGAUGAAGUGACAGAAAUCAGUAGCCAGAUCUUUGGCAUGAUACAAAAAGAUGGGAAAAAGAAGCUGAAGAAAAAGAAGCUGAAGACAAAGCUAACAAUAUCUGGGAUGCUAUCAAAGAAAUUCCUGAUUUGGAUGAUGAUUUGCGUUACGAGGCGAUGA